UAAACCAAAAGAAUCGGAUCCGAGAUUAUAUCAACUUAUAAUCAAACCCUUAUUAAUAAUAUAGCCCCUUUUUUCAUUUUCAGUCGUCUUUGCAGUUUCUUCAUUGCUCUUUUCGCUUGAUUUGCAUCAGCCAUGGCCGACGAGAUUGAACUUAAAACUGCUCCAGCUGAUUUCAGGUUCCCAACAACCAAUCAAACAAGGCACUGUUUCACACGCUACGUAGAGUUUCAUAGGUGUGUUGCUGCAAAGGGUGACGAGGCUGCUGAAUGUGGUAAAUUUGCGAAAUACUACCGUGCUCUUUGCCCCGGUGAAUGGGUUGAGAGGUGGAACGAACAGAGGGAGAACGGGACUUUCCCGGGUCCUCUUUAAUUUGAAACAUCAGAUUGCAGCAUCCUUGUUAUGAUACAUUGGUUUCCAUUUAAUGUUUUUGUUUGAAAGGGUAAAACCUUGUUUUCUUUUGAAUUGUUAAGGGAUCAUCAAUAAGGAAUUUCUUUCUACUUGUUAUCACUUGAAAAGCCCUGCAGCUUUAUACAGUUUCUCUGUUUUUAUUCCUUGGAUUUCAUAAUUGUUUAUUCAAAGGUUAAAGACAUGUUUUUUUA
This is a messenger RNA of Nicotiana tabacum (common tobacco), 599 nucleotides long. Its product is annotated as cytochrome c oxidase subunit 6b-3. The record is from RefSeq and is a predicted model, not a curated record. Lineage: Eukaryota; Viridiplantae; Streptophyta; Magnoliopsida; Solanales; Solanaceae. Gene Ontology annotation, cellular component: respiratory chain complex IV; mitochondrion.